Molecule: messenger RNA, 758 nt
Organism: Zootermopsis nevadensis
Lineage: Eukaryota; Metazoa; Arthropoda; Insecta; Blattodea; Termopsidae
Biological process (GO): spindle attachment to meiosis I kinetochore; kinetochore assembly; attachment of mitotic spindle microtubules to kinetochore
Cellular component (GO): kinetochore
Molecular function (GO): centromeric DNA binding
Source: RefSeq, a predicted model, not a curated record
AUGGCUGGUAUUGAUUCUGGACUUCCUUCUCGCCAGUGGAGUGGUAAACCUGUUCACACUGAGAAAAGCAUAUGCCAGUUGCCUCAAAAGAAUGCCAGAGAAAGUUGUUUAAGAAAAUUAGUGUUGGUGCCAUUUGGGAGUGGAGAAUGUGAAUUAGAAUGUUUCUCAACGCUUCGUGUCGAGGCAGAUAUUACCGAGUGUCAGGAGCAGAAUAUCACAUUUUUUACAGGUCUUGAAGUUCCUGGAAUUUCAACUGGAUAUGCUGAAGUAGCUCCCUUUUCUGAAACAAAUUCAGUCAUUGAUUCAGAUUUUGUAUUCCAUAUAUCAGCAGGUGCUCUCAUUGUGACUGUCCAUGAGUCUACAAGGAAGAUGAGGAAAGGAGAAUUCUUCUUUGUGCCUCGAGGUGUUCAUUAUGCAGUGAAGAAUGAUAGCAGGAGAAAGGCAGUUUUAGUAUUCACUAAAUAUAAUUGAUAAAAGAUACAUUUUCUUGCAGUUGCACAUAUAACAACUUUUUAUUAAAAAACCAAUGAAAAUAUGUAUUUGUACUUUUGUAAGAAGUUGAAGUGUUCAGAGUUAUUUGUAUGAAAGAAAGAACAUUAACUUUAUGUAUUUUCUUCAUGGUUUUGCUCUUGUGCAUAAAUGGAGCAUUUCACCUUUUAAAAAUGAGUAUUGUGAUCUGUAUACACAGUCCUUUUAUGGAUUUUGAACUAUAAUUAAAGGUGGUUUUACGUAAUAAACUUCCACUGUGAGAGAGUAAA